UCUCAUGAACUCUCUGGUCGUCAUUCGUGCCAAUAUAAAAUGGAAUUGGAUCAUUCCUCGACAAGUUCAUAAUUAAUUAAAUCCUUAACUCGAGUGCAAUAUUAGGGUGAUCUCAAAUUAUAAAAUUAAAAGAGUUAAAGCUGAGCAAAAGAAAUAUUUACAGUAAAAUGUGGGUAGUUUUAACAGCACUAUUAUUUCUUGGGAGUAAGACUGCGUACGGUUGUACUGACGGUGAGUAUGCGCCACACCCGUCCGACUGUAACAAGUACUUGGUGUGCAAUCAUGGCGCCUGGGUCGAGAUGUCGUGUGGUUCCGGACUUUACUGGAAUGCUCAAGGAAAAUAUUGCGAUUGGCCGGCAAGUUCUGGUUGUACGUCGGGAGGGGGUCAAACAACGACUACGCAACGACCAACCUCGACAACUACGCAGCGACUAACAUCCACCACCACAAAUACGGGACCCACCACCACGACAACUUAUCGACCACCGGGUCCGUCUGGGAAAAAAUUAAUUUGCUACUUUACAGAUUGGGCUUGGUACCGCACCGCUGCCGGAAAAUAUUCCCCUGACGACAUUGACCCCACCCUUUGCACACAUAUCGUCUACUCCUUCAUUCUCCUGGACGCGUCCACUUCGCAGGUCAAAAUUGCCGACAGCUGGGCUGACGUGGAUAACAAAUUUUACGAAAAAGUGACCGCCUUAAGGAGACAAGGCGUCCAUGUGACCAUAGCCGUCGGUGGGUGGACGGAUUCCGAAGGAAAUAAAUAUUCGCAGAUGAUGAAUGAUCCCGGAAAGAGGGGGACUUUUGUCAGGAGUGUGGUCGAUUUUGUGAAAAAGUGGAAUUUCGAGGGGGUCGAUCUGGACCUUGAGUAUCCCGCUUGCUGGCAAGGAAAUUGUGAUGGUGGACCGGCCUCAGAUAAGCAAGGAUUUUCCGCAUUGGUGACCGAACUGCGACAAGCUCUUCCCGCCGGAUCAAUCCUUUCGGCCGCGGUUUCCGCCAGUAAAGGGAUCAUACCAAAAGCGUACGAUGUUCCUUUAUUGUCCGCCAAACUGGACUGGAUAGGAGUCAUGGAUUACGAUUUUCACGGCCCGUGGGAUGGCAUGACUGGUCACAUUGCGCCACUGUAUUAUAAAUCCGGCGAUAAGGUUGACUACUUUAAUGUCGACAGUUCCAUCGAAGUCUGGACUUCGCUGGGUGCCGAUCCCGCCAAACUCAUAGUUGGUGUGCCCACCUAUGGGAAAAGCUUUACUUUGAGCAAUUCAGCCAAUAAUGGGCUUAACGCACCGACAUCAGGUGCUGGAAACUCUGGGCGCUACACGAAUGCCGCUGGAACGCUGGCAUACUAUGAAAUCUGUGCAAAUAGUGGAUGGACGGUUGUGCAAGAUUCUGAAGGAAAAAUGGGGCCGUAUGCAUACUCCGGAAAUCAAUGGGUUUCCUACGACGAUCCCGCAUUUGCAAGAAAGAAGGUUGCCUAUCUCAAGAGCAAAGGAUUGGGGGGAGCAAUGGUUUGGUCCCUGGACUUUGAUGAUUUCAAUAAUCAAUGUGGCGGUGGACGAUAUCCGGUCAUAAAUGCCCUCAAGCAGGCCCUAAAUAGCUGAUUUUUUUUCUGUUACGUUACAUAUGAUUUAUUACUUGAUCAAUAAAAUGUAUGCCUUGAAUGUAGUUAUCUAUAA
Messenger RNA from Folsomia candida, 1673 nucleotides. RefSeq names its product probable chitinase 10. The record is from RefSeq and is a predicted model, not a curated record. Gene Ontology annotation, biological process: carbohydrate metabolic process; chitin catabolic process. Lineage: Eukaryota; Metazoa; Arthropoda; Collembola; Entomobryomorpha; Isotomidae. The transcript is spliced from 7 exons. The coding region runs from base 168 to 1598 and encodes 476 amino acids. Gene Ontology annotation, molecular function: chitin binding; chitinase activity. Gene Ontology annotation, cellular component: extracellular region.